AGGCUCUGUGGUGCCGAGCCGUGUCGAUGUGGCUGUAAUGUCAGGUUUUCAGCGCUGAGCCUAAAACUAAAUGCAGCCAUAAUGAAAGUUUCAGCCUUAUUUCUGUGUUUUGUGUUUAUCCUUGCUGCAGCAGACCAGGACGAGCGGCUUCCUAAUAAAUGUGAAGUGUGCAAGUUCUUGACAGUAGAGCUUCAGGCAUCUCUAGAGAAGACUGGCCGCUCCAAAGAGGUUCUGGAGCUUGGAGAGGUGCUGGACACUGGAAAACGCAGACGCAAAAUUAAGUAUAACACCUCGGAAACAAGAUUGACAGAAGCUGUUGACAAUAUCUGUGAAGGGAUACUGCAGUACAGCGUCCAUGCUGAGAGACCCGGGAGCCUCCGAUAUGCUAAGGGCACCAGUCAGACCAUGAGCACACUGAAGCACCUGGUUAAUAAGGGAGUAAAGGUAGAGCUUGGUGUCCCCUAUGAGCUCUGGGAUGAGCCAACAGUGGAGGUGGCAGACAUGAAGAGACAGUGUGAAACUAUGUUGGAAGAAUAUGAGGAGGUGAUAGAGGACUGGUACUUCAAUCAUCAGGAGGAAAGACUGGAGAAGUUCCUUUGUGAGGUCCAUGUCCUGAAAAACUCUGACUCCGAAUGCCUGAAGGAGGUAUGGAAAGGUGACAUGGGGACAAAAGGAUCUACAGAGGAGUCCGAGAGUGAUGACAGGAGGGAAGGAGAAGGACGAAUGCAUGACGCUGGAGAACUCUGACAACAGAAACAUGGCAGACAAAUUCAAACACUUGGACAGUCUUCCUGCUAGAAUACGUCCUGAGGAAGAAGAUUGAUCCAACUUACUGUGAUAAAAAAAACAAGAAACCUUUCUUGUAUUCCUUGGUUCUAGUCAACACUACAUGAACAAUGCAAGUUACUUCCAGGACUUUCUAAUGUGCCUUCCUGUCUGCUUGGUUUGUUUUUCUAAGCCAGCAGUCUGAUCAACAUCCAGCAUCCUCAAGCAGUGAGAAAAAACUGUGAGCAUGUUAAAGCCAGUUCCAGCCUUCGCUCCUGUUCUGGAGAGACACUGUACCUUGAGAACCUGAAUCACUUUAUCUUGUUUGGCAGUGUGAGGCCAAUCUUUAGUCACACACUUACAAUGCUUUAAUGUCCUAGUUUACAAGUAUUCUGUAAUCUUGGACAGUAAAAGGGAAUCACACGGAUUUUUUAAACAUAAUUCAACUGUUAAUAUAUAAACCGUGUCAUUAAGAGAGGGUUGUCAUGAAAUGUGCCAUCUUUGAGAAACUUAGAGUUACAAAAUUAUUUACAGUGGUGAUGAUAGGAACCAGAUGUCUGAAAUAUUUAUUGCCCCUAAAAUUUAUUGUAUUACAUAACUUAGGAUCACUAGUUCUUUGGAUAGUAAAUAAAAUGGCUAUAUUUGCAUUGUACACAUUGUGACCCCUGCUUCCUGUCACCACCACUGGGGGAAAAAAGUCUCAAUCAGUAAAUUUCUCUGCAAUUAACCAUUUUGUAUCAAACCACCCUGAAUGAUUUUGUUUACAUGUUGAUGACUCUAUUAUGCAAAAAUUUGUGGAGUUUCACCUUUGUCCUAACUUACAGGAUGGGUGGUUUUAUGCCAUGCUGCAAUUGACGGUGAAGACACUCCAUGCAUUGUGCCUUUAUGCUAGACUGCUUCAGUGUUAUGUGGAAGGACAGACUCCGACACUAGUGUGCUCAGUGUAGCAAUAAUGAGGACCUGUAACUCUAGCAUGGUGUUGUAUGGGCAUGUUACAUGUUAGUAUUUUUCUUUAUUGUUUGUUUUUGUGGUUUUUUUUUUGUUGUUUGUUUGUUUUUUGUUUUUGAAAGCAUAUUCUUUGAGUGGCUCAGUAUUAAAAUGCUGUCAUAAAAUACUACAAAGA
Messenger RNA from Pygocentrus nattereri (red-bellied piranha), 1888 nucleotides. It is a transcript of the gene cnpy4, whose product is annotated as canopy FGF signaling regulator 4. Lineage: Eukaryota; Metazoa; Chordata; Actinopteri; Characiformes; Serrasalmidae. The record is from RefSeq and is a predicted model, not a curated record. Gene Ontology annotation, cellular component: endomembrane system. The coding region runs from base 82 to 747 and encodes 221 amino acids. Gene Ontology annotation, molecular function: signaling receptor binding. The transcript has 6 exons.